Messenger RNA from Zophobas morio, 792 nucleotides. RefSeq names its product cornichon related (gene Cnir). The record is from RefSeq and is a predicted model, not a curated record. Bases 276 to 743 code for a protein of 155 amino acids. The transcript is spliced from 3 exons. Gene Ontology annotation, cellular component: endoplasmic reticulum membrane; COPII-coated ER to Golgi transport vesicle. Gene Ontology annotation, biological process: endoplasmic reticulum to Golgi vesicle-mediated transport. Lineage: Eukaryota; Metazoa; Arthropoda; Insecta; Coleoptera; Tenebrionidae.
AACGCAGUGGCAGAGUUCGUUCACAUUAAUUUUUUAAAUCUUAUUAACUAACUUUUGUAUCGUACUGUAUUAUAUUGUAAUAUAAAUUUGUUGAAUUUUCCCCAUUACAUUUUGAAUAAACCGCCGUCGCGAUGACACCUCGACAAACGAAAAGUCCCUAACCGGCUGCCAAUUUUUGUUGACAGUCGACUGUCUAACCUUAUUUAAAAUGCGAAUAUUUUAAAAGAUAAAAAUAAAAAACACACACAAUUCGUAACGAAAUACAGUACAAGACCAUGAUUUUUUCAGAUCCGUUGCUUUUCGCGUUCUCUCUUUUGAAUACCGGAGCGGUAUUAUUCCUUCUCGUAUAUUUUGUAAUUACUUUGUCCGACUUAGAAUGUGAUUAUCUAAAUGCACAAGAAUGUUGUUCGAAACUGAAUCAGUGGACUCUGCCGAAAUUAAUAGCACAUGGGUUUCUAUCGUUUAUGUUUUUAAUCCACGGGCACUGGAUUUUAACACUUAUCAAUCUGCCAAUGGCGAUGUGGAUGGUGUAUGAAAUAACAGCGGUGCCAAGUGGGAAUUUGGGCAUUUAUGACCCGACUGAAAUCCAUAACAGAGGUCAAUUAAAAAGGCACAUGAGAGACUGUAUGAUUCAUUUAGGUUAUUAUUUGGUGUUCUUCUUUAUGUAUUUAUAUUGCAUGAUCGUGGCGUUGCUCAAAGGCGAUCCAAUCAACAGAGAUGACCAGUUCGAAAUAGACUCAUAAUGUGAUCUGUAAUACUCAUAUUUAUUGAAAUAAAACAAUACAUUUAUAA